Messenger RNA from Perognathus longimembris pacificus (Pacific pocket mouse), 1119 nucleotides. It is a transcript of the gene Tpgs1, whose product is annotated as tubulin polyglutamylase complex subunit 1. The transcript has 2 exons. Bases 1 to 912 code for a protein of 303 amino acids. The record is from RefSeq and is a predicted model, not a curated record. Gene Ontology annotation, biological process: protein polyglutamylation. Gene Ontology annotation, molecular function: microtubule binding. NCBI's taxonomy places the organism in Eukaryota, Metazoa, Chordata, Mammalia, Rodentia, Heteromyidae.
AUGGAGGCACUUCCGGUCCUACUGCCCUCAGCGAAGAUGGCGGCAGGAGAGAAGCGGCGGCCGUUGGUAGCAUCGGCGGCGAAUUACGCGGACGGCGGACGGCCCUCGGUGUCUCGGAGCGCGGCGGCAGCCGAGAGCGAGGAGGACUUUCUGCGGCAGGUCGGCGUAACCGAGAUGCUGCGUGCAGCCCUGUUAAAAGUGCUGGAAGCGCGUCCCGAGGAGCCCAUCGCCUUCCUGGCACACUACUUCGAAAACAUGGGCCUGCGCUCGCCGGCCAACGGCGGCGCCGGGGAGCCUCCCGGGCAGCUCCUCCUGCAGCAGCAGCGCCUGGGCCGCGCGCUGUGGUACCUUCGCCUGGCUCACCACUCUCAGAGGACAGCCUUCAAUAACAACGUGAGCGUGGCCUAUGAGUGCCUCAGCGCCAGUGGGCGGAAGAAGAAGCCAGGGCUGGACGGGCGUACGUACAGCGAGCUGCUGAAACGCAUCUGCAGAGACGGUGGAGCCCCCGAGGAGGUGGUGGCACCGCUGCUGCACAAGAUCCAGUGCCGCGACCACGAGGCGGUGCCCCUGGACGUCUUCCGCACCGGCAUGCUCACAUGCUUCGUGCUGCUGGAGUUCAUGGCGCGCGCCAGGGCCCUCUUCCAGCUGCUGGAGGACCCAGGGCUGGCUGUGGCUGACCGGCGAGUGGGCCAGGCUGUGCUGGACACCCUGGAGGAGGCCCUGGGCACCAGCGACCAAGCCACUGCGCCUGUGUGCUACCUAGAAGCUGGUUCACGCCUAGGGCCCGACAGCCUGGCCGUGGCCAUGGACCGGGCAGCAGGCGGGCGGCGGCCCAGCUUGCCCAUGGCCCGGCAGGAGUUCUUGGAGAAGGCUGUGGGCCUCUUCAUCGCCAAAGUCAAGCCAGUGAGCUGAGCCUGGCCUACCGCUCCCCACUCCACACCAGCCACCCAGCCGCUGCCCACGGAGCUGCGAGCAUCUGGCCCGGGGUGUUCCCGCAUGCGGGUGGGGGCUCCCCACCUUUGGACUAGGAGAUGGAUAAUCCAGCAGAACAUGGCUUCUCCACAACUCUACCACCUUCCGUGCUGGCCUGACCAAAAUAAAAUCUGUAUAGAAGCCACA